Molecule: messenger RNA, 2364 nt
Organism: Beta vulgaris subsp. vulgaris (sugar beet)
Lineage: Eukaryota; Viridiplantae; Streptophyta; Magnoliopsida; Caryophyllales; Amaranthaceae
Product: pentatricopeptide repeat-containing protein At2g17210
Exons: 1
Coding region: 21-2240 (739 amino acids)
Biological process (GO): RNA modification
Molecular function (GO): RNA binding; protein binding
Source: RefSeq, a predicted model, not a curated record
CUAUUUCUUAUGUCGUUGCAAUGCGACCGCGAUUUUCACCAUUAAAUUUGAGAUUACCUGAAUGGAAUUUGAGGAUCAAGGAAUGUUUAUCAAAUGGGCAUUGGCAAGAAGCAAUCUCUUGUUAUGUAGGAUUGAGAAGAUCUGGGGAAGAUUUAACAGAUAUUUCAGUCUUUCCCUCCAUUAUGAAAGCAAGCUCAAAAAUUUCCUUCAAACAUGGAGAAUCAAUGCAUGCUUGUUCAGUGAAGCAGGGAUAUGACUUCUUCAGUACUUCUGUUAUGAACUCAACGCUGGAUUUUUACAUGAAAUGGGGUGCCCCUAUUUCAGCUUUAUCCGUGUUUCGGGGAAUGAGAAACAGAGACUCCAUUUCCUGGAACAUCGUCAUUCAUGGGUACCUUGAUCAUGGUCUUUUAGAAGAUGGUCUGUGGUUUUUUCUGCAAGGACGAGUUUCGGGUUUCGAACCAAAUGUUUCUACCUUAGUUCUUGUAGCUCAAGCAUAUCGAGUUCUUGUAGAAUUUGCUGGUGGGAGGAAAUUUCAUGGUUAUGUAUUGAAAAGUGGGUUUUUGGGUGUUCUCUCUGUGCAGAACUCUCUAUUGGGUAUGUAUGCUGAUGCUGGAAUUGAUUAUGCACACCAGAUGUUCGAUGAAAUGUGUGAAAGAGAUGUUAUUUCUUGGAGUAUGAUGAUUGGUGCUUGUGUUCAAUAUGAGGAGCCGUUGUUGGCUCUGCAGAUAUUUAAGGAUAUGGAAGUUGAGCCGGAUGGGUUGACCAUGGUUAGUAUUCUUAAAGCCGGUAGUAAUCUUGAAGAUGAUAGCACUGGAAGAUGUCUUCAUGGCUCUGCCAUUUCUAGAGGGCAUGAUACCGAUGUGUUUGUUUCGAACUCUUUGAUUGACAUGUACUCCAAGUGUAGCGACCCAAUCUCCGCGCUGAGGGUUUUUGAUGAGAUGACUCUGAAAAAUGUUGUCUCAUGGAAUUCAAUCUUAUCUGGAUUGAUUUAUAAUAGAAUGCACGAUGAAGCUUUCGUCUUAGCUAAUUCCCUGGUGCAGGCAAAAACUGAAACAGAUGAGGUCACACUUGUGAAUCUACUUCAGUUAUACAAGUAUAUAUCUGAACCAUUUCAGUGCAAACUAAUCCAUUCCAGAGUAAUGAGACACGGGUAUGAAUUAAAUACUAUGGUUUUGAACUCCUUAAUUGAUGCUUAUGCCAAGUGCAAUCUCAUUGAGCUAUCAUGGAGAUUAUUUAUCAGAACAAAUAAUAGGGAUACAGUCUUAUGGGCAACGAUGAUUGGGAGUUUCGCCUAUUGUGGCAUGCCUGAUGAAGCAGUUACCGUAUUCCAUAAAAUGAGCGAGGUCGGGGAGAGGAAAAAUCUGGUGGUUGUCUUGAACUUAUUAGAAGCUUGCACAGUUACUGCUGAACUCAAAUGUUCCAAAUGGGCACAUGGCAUUGCCAUCCGAAGUAGCUUAGCUGCAUAUGUAUCUAUUGGAACUGCAAUUACAGACAUGUACUCGAAAUGUGGUGCAGUAGAAGAAGCAAGAAAGGCAUUUGAUCAAAUAACCCAGAAAAACAUCAUGUCAUGGAGCACUAUGGUAUCAGCAUAUGGUAUGAAUGGCCAAGCUCAAGAUGCAUUAAAUCUAGUAACUGCAAUGAAGCAACAUGGUUUCCAACCAAAUGCAGUAAUAGCACUUUCAGUCUUAGCGGCUUGUAGCCAUGGCGGCCUUAUUCAGUCGGGCCUCUCUUUCUUUAAGGAGAUGGUUGAAGAUUUUUGGAUUGAACCAAAUUUGGAGCAUUAUGCUUGUAUCAUUGACAUGUUGAGUAGAUCAGGAAAGUUGGAAUUUGCUAUGGAGUUGAUCAAAAUUAUGCCUGAACAUAUCAAGGGCCAAGCGAGUAUUUGGGGGGCGGUGUUGAGUGCUUGUACAAGGUACAAGAACGUUGAGAUUGGUGAAGGAGCAGUUUCACAAGUUCUUGAGUUAGAGCCCUAUGGUUCAUCUGGUUACUUGCUAGCAUCGAGUUUGCAUGCUAGUACAGGGUCAUGGAAUGAUGCAGCAAAAAUGAGGAGAUUAGUGAAGAAGCGAGGAGUCAGAAUAGUGGGUGGUUAUAGCUUAGUUAGAGUUGGUGACAGGGCUUUAAGGUUUGUAGCUGGAGAGAAGUCGACAACACAGGGACAGGGGAUUGAGAAUUGUUGUAUUGUUGAGCACUUACACAGAUGUAUGCACAUUGAUGAAGCAUAUGAUGGAAUUAUUGAAUAGUAGUAAUAAUGAAGAGGCUCAAUGUGCAUAUUCCAAACUUUGGUGUUUAACCACUCAAGUUUAAACUUUAAAAUCAUGGGAAUUGAAAAUAACUUUACCUGUCCUUUUGAUAGGUGUCACUAAA